AUGGCACAAUUAUUUAAUUCAUUUACUCGUUUAUUUCUAUUAAGUAUAAUUAAAUGGUUUAUUUUAUUAAGAUUAUAUUAUGAAAAUCUUUCAUAUAUAUAUCAAAUAAUAUUAUGUUUUAAUCCAUAUUAUUCAUUAAUUUAUAUUCUUCGUUAUUUAUUUCAUUAUGAAAGAACAAUGAUUUGUCUUAAUUUAAAUAAAAAACUUUAUCAAUUUUUACCGUCUUUAUCAAUUAUUUUUAUUAUUAUUAUUUUAUCUAUUUAUAUUUAUUGGAUACUUAUUUGGUAUUUUGAAAAAAUUUAUCCUGGUAAAUAUGGAAUUGGUUUAUCAUGGAAUUUUCCAUUUUCAAUUGAAUAUUGGAAAUCAUUUAAAAAACAAUCCAUAUUAUUAAAUCGAAAAAUGUCUGAUGAUACAUUAGAAUCAAUAUCUGAUGAAUUUCAAGAUAAUAAUUCUGAUCUUAUUGUUCAAGUUGAAUCAAUUCGAAAAUAUUUUCCUCAAACAAAUCGAACUGUCAUUAAUAAUAUAUCAUUUUAUUUAUAUAGAAAUCAAAUAACUGCUCUUCUUGGACAUAAUGGAGCUGGUAAAACAACUCUAAUGAAUAUUCUUUGUGGAAUAAUUGAACAAACCGAUGGAUCAAUAAAAAUCUGUAAUUAUGAUACAAGAGAUAAUAUGGAUUAUUUACGUAAAAUAAUAUCAUAUUGUCCACAAAAUGAUAUUUUAUUUGAUUUAUUAACAGUUGAAGAACAAAUUGAGUUUUAUGCAAUAGCACGAGGUUUUAUUUGUUUUUUUUUUUGUUUAAAUAUAAAUCAAAAUGAAAACAAUUUAGGUUAUUCAAAUGAUAUAAAAGAUAUUUGUUCAAAUCUACUUCAAGCAGUUAAUUUAACGAAUUAUCGAAAUAUUUUAUGUAAAUAUUUAUCUACUGGAAUGAAAAGACGCUUAUCAAUAGCAUUAGCAUUUAUUGGACAAACUCUUUUUGUUUUACUUGGUUAA
Molecule: messenger RNA, 990 nt
Organism: Rotaria sp. Silwood2
Lineage: Eukaryota; Metazoa; Rotifera; Eurotatoria; Philodinida; Philodinidae
Source: the annotation of a GenBank genome assembly